Messenger RNA from Gastrolobium bilobum, 825 nucleotides. RefSeq lists its product as uncharacterized. The record is from RefSeq and is a predicted model, not a curated record. The transcript has a single exon. The coding region runs from base 1 to 825 and encodes 274 amino acids. NCBI's taxonomy places the organism in Eukaryota, Viridiplantae, Streptophyta, Magnoliopsida, Fabales, Fabaceae.
AUGUAUGUUGGUGACACCGAUCCUUUUGAGUGGAUCCAAAAGUUUGAAGCAGCCAUGACCCUUCACGGCGAGACGGAUCUCCUCAUGUGGAGGACUUUCCCUACGCUUCUGGGAGGGAGAGCGCUGACAUGGUACACCACUCUACCCACUGGUAGCAUUGCGUCCUGGGACGAUUUGGCAAACAAGUUUCAGUCCCACUUCGCAACCAGUCGCCCUGUGCCUAAGUCCGUUCAUUCCCUUGAAAAAAUUCGCCAACAAUCUGGUGAGUCCCUCAGAUCCUUUUUGGACCGCUUUGAUAAAGAGGCCCUGCAGGUGCAGGGCUUAGACCCAAAGGUGCAGGUGCAUAUACUCCUUUCAGGCUUGCGACAGGGAGUGAUCUCUUAUGAACUCACCCGACACGAAAUUAAUGACUUAGAAGAGGUCAGGAAAAAAGCCCAGAAGUUCAUGAGAAUUGAAGAGUAUAAAGGGAGUCGAGUUGAUGACGCCCCUAACCAAGAGAAAACAGUUAGUAAAAGUAAGAACCAAGUUGAAGAAAGCAGGAAGGGUCAUAAAUCAUCUAAGUAUGCAAGUCGCCCUUCUGGACGUGACGCAUCAGGAUGCCAAUCACACAGCGUCCUGCAAACUGAAUACAAAGAAGAGCCCAAGAGUAACCAACGGCCCCAGCAGUCGACCAGAGAAGCCGCCGCAUACUGCAAGUUCCAUCGCAGCAACAGUCACAGUACCGAGGAAUGCAGGCACCUCAAAGAUGAGAUUGAUGAGCUCAUCAAGGGCGGUGCUCAAAGGCGCGGAGGUGACGGUGCACGCCCUACCGGCACAGGAAGGUGA